AUGGACACUAAUGCAUCCAUUGCACAGAAUGCUGAAAGUAGAACUCAAGAUUCCGGAUCGAUUCAACAAAAUGAUCGAAAACAAAAUAAAAAUGUUGUAAUUGAAAAAGCUUCCAAGACAUCUGAAGAAUUAAGGUUUUCUCCUUCUGCUUUAUCUGAUCUACUUAAUGCGUUUUUGUUGGAUGCUACAGUUUCCGAGUCACAGAUAGAUAAAGCUCUGGUUCUUUUGAGACUAUCUCCAACUACCCUUGUUGAUUUUGAUGAGUCAUCCAUUGUAGCUGUCCUAUUAAAUGCUAUUGGAAAGUCGGAUGAGCAUACAGCUUCAAAAUACCUUUUACUACUGUCAAGUCUUCUUUCCUUUACUGUUUCCCCAAGAAGUCUUCGGUUUAUAAUAGAUUAUAUCGUCUCUCCCGGUCGAACAUGGCGACCUUACUCAUAUGAACUCGUUCAUCAAUUAAAACUUGCGUCUAGUUUUCCUAACAACAUACUCUUAUUAUACCUCCUAUCUCAAAGUUUCCCUAUCAAAAUGGAUGGACAUUUCAAUCAUGGCUUUAUCUUAAUCCUUCACUGUGCAAGCUCAGUGAAAUUAAGCCACGAUAUCUUUUCAGGUUUGCCUGAUAUUUAUUUUUAUUGGCUAUUUAGUUUUCAAACGGAUAAGGGUCUAGGAUAUACUGGCCACUUUUUGGGAACCUUAUUUAUAGUCACUUCGAUAAGAGCGAAAGAAAAGGGCUUACAGCAUUGCGUUCCAACCGAGUUCCAGCCAUGUCGGUGGUACAUGUUGACCCUUGUAUUCGUCUAUAAUCGAUGGACUAAAUCAGAACUUCGUUUCUAUGUCGACGGAAAGAUUAUUUCUAGCGUCGAUAUGGCUUGGCCGAUUUCAACGUCGGAUUCUUUUGAUCGUUGUGUGAUCGGGGGAUCUUUUGACCAGAGAGAAGAUAAUCUAUUCUCUGGUAGAAUCGCGUCAAUCACUGGAUUUACUGAAGCUCUCUUGCCACAACAAAUUUCGGGACUUUAUUCCCUCGGUCCAAAUUACAACGGACAGUUGAAAUUUGAAUCGGGUGUUCGAGGCAUCUUAAAUGAAACUGAACGCAAGGCUUUGAUUGAGAGUAAACUUUCAGCUUCGAUUAUGUUCUCUUAUUAUCCCUCUGCUUGCGAUCACAAUCUCUGCUUGGAUCAAUCACCCAAACCGAACUCGGUAUUCACUCAUGCUCCACAUGCGCUUAUGCAAGGGAAAGUCAAGGCGGUUCGCACAACGUCGUUGCAAUCGGCUUUGCAGAGUCUUGGUGGAAUUCAACUGCUUUAUCUUCUUCUGGAACAAUUGGACUAUAAUUUUGAGGAUGUCAUUGAGUCUGGAGCCACUAUGGAACCUUUUCCUGUGUCGUAA
Messenger RNA from Rodentolepis nana, 1383 nucleotides. The record is from the annotation of a GenBank genome assembly. Lineage: Eukaryota; Metazoa; Platyhelminthes; Cestoda; Cyclophyllidea; Hymenolepididae.